Drosophila takahashii is the source of this 2777-nucleotide messenger RNA. RefSeq names its product glucose dehydrogenase [FAD, quinone]. The record is from RefSeq and is a predicted model, not a curated record. NCBI's taxonomy places the organism in Eukaryota, Metazoa, Arthropoda, Insecta, Diptera, Drosophilidae. Gene Ontology annotation, molecular function: oxidoreductase activity, acting on CH-OH group of donors; flavin adenine dinucleotide binding.
AGUGACCACAAUUUAAUGAUUUUUGUUUUUCUCAGUGUGCGCUCAUAGUGAAGGCAAAAAUCGAUUAAAAGUGCAAUGCAGUGACAGCAAGAAAGUGAAUUAAAAAAAUAAAAUAAAAAAGGGAAUCCGAAUCCCGCGCCUAAAUAAGUCAACUGGUUAGACCCUUCCCAAAAUCCCAAUUCCAAAAUGGUCGUAGUUCCCGCUCUGGGCGCCGCCGCCGUUUCCGUGGGCGGCCUGCUCUUCAAGGCGAGUGCCGCCUCCAAGGCGGCGGCGGCAGCGGGCGUGGCAGCGGCGGGCGCCUCCAAAUUGGGCCUCGCCAUUGCGGGCGCCAUUAAACUGGCCACCGCCGUGAUCGGCGUCGGCAAACUGACCAUCCUGCCCUUCCUGAUAGCGGCUAUCGCCUACUACAACUACGAUCUCUUCGAUCCCGAGAACCGUCCCUUCAAUGUCCAGCAGGUGGAGGUGGCCUACGACUUCAUCAUCAUCGGCGGCGGUUCGGCGGGCACUGUCCUGGCCUCCAGGCUCUCGGAGAUCCCCCACUGGAAGAUCCUCCUCCUGGAGGCCGGCGGCCAUGAGACGGAAAUCUCCGACGUGCCUCUGCUCUCGCUCUAUUUGCAUAAAAGCAAAAUGGAUUGGAAAUAUCGAACCCAACCCCAAUCGACGGCCUGUCAGGCGAUGAAGGACAAACGCUGCUGCUGGACGAGAGGCAAAGUUCUGGGUGGCUCCAGUGUGCUGAACACGAUGCUUUAUAUCAGGGGCAACAGGCGAGACUUUGACCAGUGGGCGGAUUUCGGUAAUCCCGGUUGGUCCUACGAGGAGAUCCUGCCCUAUUUCCGGAAGUCAGAGGAUCAGCGCAAUCCCUAUUUGGCCAGGAACAAGCGCUACCAUGGCACAGGUGGUCUCUGGACGGUCCAGGACUCCCCCUACAACACGCCCAUUGGACCCGCCUUCCUGCAGGCCGGCGAGGAGAUGGGCUACGACAUUGUGGACGUGAACGGGGAACAGCAGACGGGCUUUGGGUUCUACCAGUUCAACAUGCGACGCGGCUCCCGCAGCUCGACGGCCAAAUCCUUUCUGCGACCCGCCCGCCUGCGAUCCAAUCUCCACGUGGCCCUCUUCUCCCACGUGACCAAGGUGCUCACCGAUCCGCAGACCAAACGGGCCACGGGGGUGCAGUUCAUCAGGGACGGUCGCCUGCAGAAUGUGUAUGCCACCAGGGAGGUGAUCCUGUCGGCGGGAGCCAUUGGUUCCCCCCAUCUGAUGAUGCUCUCGGGGAUCGGACAUGGCGAGGAGCUGGCCAGGGUGGGCAUUCCCCUGGUGCAACAUCUGCCGGGCGUGGGACAGAACCUGCAGGAUCACAUCGCCGUCGGCGGCAUAGCCUUCCUCAUCGACUACCCCAUUUCGAUUGUGAUGAAGAGGAUGGUGAAUAUCAAUACUGCCCUGAGAUACGCCAUCACGGAGGAUGGUCCUUUGACCUCGAGCAUUGGCCUGGAGGCGGUGGCCUUUAUCAACACCAAGUAUGCGAAUGCCAGCGACGAUUGGCCCGACAUGAACUUCAUGAUGACCUCCGCCUCCGUGAUGUCUGAUGGCGGCAGCCAGGUGAAGACCGCUCAUGGGUUAACCGAUGAAUUCUACCAGGAAGUGUUCGGUGAGGUGAACAAUCGCGAUGUCUUUGGCGUUUUUCCCAUGAUGCUGCGUCCGAAGAGUCGCGGCUACAUAAAGCUGGCCUCCAAGAAUCCGCUGAGGUAUCCGCUGCUCUACCACAACUACCUCACCCAUCCGGACGAUGUGAAUGUGCUGAGGGAGGGCGUCAAGGCGGCGGUGGCCAUGGGCGAAACGGAGGCGAUGAAGCGAUUUGGGGCGAGAUUCUGGAACAAACCGCUGCCGAACUGCAAGCAUUUAACACUCUUCACCGACGACUACUGGAACUGCUACAUCAGGCAGUACACGAUGACGAUCUAUCACAUGAGUGGCACUGCCAAAAUGGGUCCACCCACGGAUCCCUGGGCGGUGGUCGAUCCCCAGCUGAGGGUCUACGGCAUCCCGGGGCUGAGGGUCAUCGAUGCCAGCAUAAUGCCGGCGAUCACGAAUGGCAAUAUCCACGCACCGGUGGUCAUGAUUGGCGAGAAGGGCGCCGAUAUGAUAAAGCAACUCUGGUUGACCCCCACCACGGGAAACCAGGGUCAAGGUCAGGGACCCAGUCCGCGUCAAGGUCACAAGGUCGCCGCAGGAAGUCAGUGGCGGAGCAAGCGAUCUUUGAAUUCAACCAGUGAAAACGAGGACCUCGGAAUCUCACCAGUCCAUCAGUGGCCUUUGCCAAGGUCGUAGCGUUUCUUAAAGCCGGGGUUUAAGGGGGUCAAGGGGGGUGCGUAGGGGUGGGGGUUAGUUUCCGUCUUCGAAAUAAAUUUAAUUUAUUAAGCUUCACAAUGCUUUACAUUCUCACUGCCUCUCGCUCUCUAGCAAAAAAUUACUAAUAAUUAUAAUAAUGUCCUAACGAAAACCCCCUGCCUCCUCCGCCCAUGGCCGUAGUCACUUAAGCGCUUCAUGUAAAUAUCGAGUCAUUUAUGCUAAUUCUUACAUUUUUUUUUAAAUAUCGCUCGUCUGUUGUGUGUGUCUAAUCGAAAUGUGUAUUUUUUGUUUUACCUUUUAAUGUUUGUUUGACGCCGCGUACACUUGGAGUACCUCAAUUAGUUCGUAAGUCGAGGAUUACAAUUACGAUGCAAAUGUUUGAUUAGUUAUUAAAUGUAGACGAACUCAAUAAAUCGAAUAAACACGAA